AUGGUCACCGGUAUCGAGGCUGCAGGACUCGCUCUCGCGAUCCUGCCGCUCGUCGUGAACCAGAUCGACGCCUACGUCCGCGGCAUAGAGAAGAUCAAGGGUCUGAGACGCUACCGACGGGAGUUUAAAGGCUAUUCAGUAGGCCUUAGUACACAGCAUGCGAUUCUGCUGAAUACACUAGAACAGGCCUUGGAAGGUGUCGUGGAUGAUGAGGAUCAAGUUUCUGAGCUCAUCCGCGAUCCACAAGGUGAUGGAUGGAAGGACCCAGACUUGCAAAAGCGACUGCGCCGGAAGUUGGACCGAAAUUACGAGGUGUUUAUAGGCAAUAUGACUGGUCUCUCUGAGUUGCUGGAACAACUAUCGGAUAAGCUAGAAAUUGGCGUGACUGAUAUAAAGGAACCCGUCGCAGAUGCCUGGAACAUAUGGAAAUUUCGAAAGAUUAUUAGCAAGGCGGUUUACGACGAUCUCCUCGCAAAAAUUGACGGAACCAAUACAAUCCUCAAGACUCUGGUGGACCAGUCAGUUCACCGAGAAGAUACCAAGAAGAGGCGGCAGACCUGGCGCUACCUUCUCAAACGUUAUCAAAAGGCCCGCAAGCAUGCCGACGGUCUUUUUAAAGCAAUCAUUGGAGGAAGCUACUGGCGCUGUCAGUGCAAGGAGCAGCAUUGCGUCCAUCUCCAGCUGCAAACAAACCCCUUACAGAGUACUGAAGAAUACUCCGACCACAACUUCGACGCCAGAUCGCAAUUUCGAAUGAUCUUUUCCAACACGAAUGAUGCGGAUCCAACGUGUCUAUGGACUUGGACAGAAGUGGUGUUUGAGCCUUGCCGAGUUGAAGAGAUGGUGACAGUUGCCGGUCUAUCUCUGCAUGACGAUUCCAAGUCCCUUCACCACAAGAAGCCCAAAGUUCAGUUUGGUAUCCUUCCUGCGGAGGAAGUACGGCCAUCGAAAAAAGACCUGGAGGUUCUAUCUGCUCCACCGAUCCAAGACUUCUGUUCGUCUCUUUGCGUCGCUGAAUCACACUUUGGGCGGCGGGAAAGCAUUGGUUCCAUUUCGAAUGAGCUAGAUGCCUCUGUUAAAUACACGAUGCAUGCGGUGAGGAUACUUCCAAAACGUGUUCCACAAAAGUCUCUCCGCGAGGUGCUGUCACAUAUCAGUCGGCGGGACCGCCUUCAUAUUGCUGCUGGUUUAGCAUGUGGUGUAAUCCAAUUCUGCGGUAAUUGGUUGAAAUCCUGGUGGGACAGCUCUGAUGUCCACCUGGUUGCUGCCAGUGACGGUAGCAAUGUGCUAUCGGAUAAUCUAUACCUGUCAUGGCCUCUUUCCACCACGAGCACAAUACAAGGGCCUCCCAAUGACAUUAACUAUUCUGAUUUCGGGGGUAAUCGUCUAUUACCACUAGGUCUGGCACUGGUGGAGCUGUCCCUUGGAAAGUCUCUCCACACAUUGCUGGAUCUGGAGGAUGAGAAUCAGGAUACGUUGGUGACUAAAUUCAGGACCGCGUCGUGGCUUGUCAAGAUGGUAUACAUGGAGAGUGGGACGAAUUAUGCAGAUGCAGUUAAUAGCUGCUUGUCUUGGUCUGCUCUAUGUCUCGAGAAAAAGUUCGAGGAGCGUGUCUUCGACACCAUCGUUUCUCCGUUGCUGAAAGACUUGGUCAAUUUUGAGGGCCUAGCAUAA
This is a messenger RNA of Penicillium riverlandense, 1674 nucleotides long. RefSeq lists its product as uncharacterized. NCBI's taxonomy places the organism in Eukaryota, Fungi, Ascomycota, Eurotiomycetes, Eurotiales, Aspergillaceae. The transcript is spliced from 2 exons. The record is from RefSeq and is a predicted model, not a curated record. The coding region runs from base 1 to 1674 and encodes 557 amino acids.